Molecule: messenger RNA, 2193 nt
Organism: Onychomys torridus (southern grasshopper mouse)
Lineage: Eukaryota; Metazoa; Chordata; Mammalia; Rodentia; Cricetidae
Gene: Gli2
Product: GLI family zinc finger 2
Exons: 12
Coding region: 136-2193 (685 amino acids)
Biological process (GO): regulation of transcription by RNA polymerase II; smoothened signaling pathway
Cellular component (GO): nucleus
Molecular function (GO): RNA polymerase II cis-regulatory region sequence-specific DNA binding; DNA-binding transcription factor activity, RNA polymerase II-specific
Source: RefSeq, a predicted model, not a curated record
AGUGAGCUGGUGGCCUGCACUGGAGGGAGCUGCCCUCGGCUCUCCCAGGGGCCCACAUGGCCUGGUGUCCGUCCUGCAACCCCAGUUCCUCAGCAGCUCCUGCCGCCGCCUUUCCACGCGCCUUUGCCCAUUGACAUGCGGCACCAGGAGGGACGGUACCAUUAUGAUCCUCACUCAGUCCACGGUGUACACGGGCCUCCCACCCUGAGUGGCAGCCCUGUCAUCUCAGAUAUCUCCUUGAUUCGGCUUUCUCCACACCCUGCCGGCCCCGGGGACUCCCCUUUCAGUGCGCACCACCCCUAUGUGAACCCACAUAUGGAGCACUACCUCCGGUCUGUACACAGCAGCCCCACACUCUCAAUGAUCUCUGCAGCCCGGGGCCUCAGCCCUGCUGAUGUGGCCCACGAGCAUCUGAAAGAGAGAGGACUGUUUGGUCUUGCUGCCCCAGCUACCAACCCUUCAGACUAUUACCACCAGAUGACCCUCAUGGCAAGCCACCCUACACCUUAUGGGGACCUUCUGAUGCAGAGUGGGGGUGCUGCUGGUACGCCCCAUCUCCAUGACUACCUCAAUCCUGUGGAUGCGUCGCGAUUCUCUAGCCCACGUGUGACCCCCCGCCUGAGCCGCAAGCGGGCACUCUCCAUCUCUCCACUCUCAGAUGCCAGCCUUGACCUGCAGCGCAUGAUCCGGACCUCUCCCAACUCGCUGGUAGCUUAUAUCAACAACUCCAGGAGCAGCUCAGCGGCCAGCGGCUCCUAUGGACAUCUGUCGGCCGGCGCCCUCAGCCCAGCCUUUACCUUCCCCCACCCCAUCAAUCCUGUGGCCUACCAGCAGAUCCUGAGCCAGCAGCGGGGUCUGGGCUCAGCCUUUGGACACACGCCACCCCUGAUCCAGCCUUCACCCACCUUCCUGGCCCAGCAGCCCAUGGCUCUCACCUCCAUGCCUACCCAGCUCAGCGGCAACAGCAGCAAUGGUCUAAAUGAUGCCAACCAGAACAAGCAGAGCAGUGAGUCCGCUGUGAGCAGCACCGUGGAUCCCAUCACCAUUCAUAAACGCAGCAAGGUCAAGACUGAGGCCGAGGGCCUGCGGCCAACCUCUCCACUGGGACUGACACAGGAACAGCUGGCCGAUCUCAAGGAAGACCUGGACAGGGAUGACUGUAAGCAGGAGGCCGAGGUGGUCAUCUAUGAGACCAACUGCCACUGGGCAGACUGCAUGAAGGAGUAUGACACACAGGAGCAGCUGGUGCAUCACAUCAACAACGAGCACAUCCACGGGGAGAAGAAGGAGUUUGUGUGCCGCUGGCAGGCCUGCACGAGAGAGCAGAAGCCCUUCAAGGCCCAGUACAUGCUGGUUGUCCACAUGCGCAGGCACACGGGUGAGAAGCCGCACAAGUGCACGUUCGAAGGCUGCUCAAAGGCCUACUCUCGCCUGGAGAACCUGAAGACACACCUGCGGUCCCACACGGGGGAGAAGCCCUAUGUGUGUGAACACGAGGGCUGCAACAAGGCCUUCUCCAACGCCUCGGACCGUGCCAAACACCAGAACCGCACUCACUCCAAUGAGAAACCCUACAUCUGCAAGAUCCCAGGCUGCACCAAGAGGUACACAGACCCCAGCUCUCUCCGCAAGCAUGUGAAGACGGUCCAUGGGCCAGACGCCCAUGUCACCAAGAAGCAGCGCAAUGAUGCUCACCUCCGUGCUCCACUGCUCAAGGAGAAUGGAGAAAAUGAGACCAGCUCCGAGCCUGGCGGCCGGGGAUCUGAGGACGGUGUGGAGGCCAGCAGCACCAGCCACACUGUGGAGGAUUGCCUACACAUCAAAGCCAUCAAGACAGAGAGCUCCGGGCUCUGUCAGUCCAGCCCCGGGGCUCAGUCAUCCUGCAGCAGCGAGCCCUCUCCCCUGGGCAGUGCCCCCAACAAUGACAGUGGCGUGGAGAUGCCGGGGACAGGGCCUGGGAGUCUGGGAGACCUGACAGCACUGGAUGACCCAUCUCCAGGAGCUGACACCUCAGCCUUGGCUGCCCCCUCCACUGGCGGCCUGCAGCUGCGCAAACACAUGACCACCGUGCAUCGCUUUGAGCAGCUGAAGAGAGAAAAACUCAAGUCACUCAAGGAUUCCUGCUCGUGGGCCGGCCCAGCUCCACAUACCCGCAACACCAAGCUGCCUCCCCUCCCAGCAAAUGGUGAGUGA